Messenger RNA from Entrophospora sp. SA101, 861 nucleotides. The record is from the annotation of a GenBank genome assembly. NCBI's taxonomy places the organism in Eukaryota, Fungi, Glomeromycota, Glomeromycetes, Entrophosporales, Entrophosporaceae.
AUGACUCGCAUUACGCCAACUAUUAAAAGAACCUUUCCACUUCUUCUUUUGUUCAUAUUAUUCUGUUUUAAUAAUGUUCAAGCAAAUUUACAUCAGGACACAAUUUUUGUUAGUGACACUCAAACCGGUCUCAGUAAUAUAGAAAAAGGUAAAUCUGUUGAAAUUACUGCUGAAAAAGUUGAUAAAACACCAAGUCUAGAAAGUAGCGCCAAAGGAAUUCUUUUCACUGUUGAUAACCCAUGCUCAGACUUUACAACAAUCAUACCUUCAAAUAUACCUUCUAAAUUAAUCAACCAAGCAAUAGCAGUUAUCAAACGCAGUGCCGCCUGUCCAGAUCUACAACAAUUUGUUAAUGUACAAAAAUUUGGUGCAAUUGGAGCAAUUGUAUAUGAUGCUGCUGCUACAUCUUCAGAUAUCGUCAUUGAUGAUACAAUUAAAAUUCCAUUCUAUAAAGUUGACCGUGAAUCAGGAGAAAAUUUAUCCAGUACUGUUACGACAUUGGCAAAAGAACCUGCAACUGAUAAAGGAUUUAGAAUGAUUCGUAUUAUAAUCGACGCAUCGUCACAAGGCGGUUUUGGCAGUGGUUGGCAAAUCGCAAUCAUUGUAAUUGUUUUGAUUCAUUGUCGCUUAUAUCAACUUCGUCGCUAUGAACGUGAUGCAAUGAUGGCUCAACAUGAAUCAAAUAUUUCUAGUAAAUUAGAUUCAUUCAAAUUAGAAUCAUCAGUAGUCAAAUCAUUCCCUACAAUUUCCUAUUCAAAAGACCUCCAUACCAAAAAGAGCGACUCAAAAACUGAAUCAACUCCUGGAAGUGUUCGUAGAUUAUCACUGUUAACAGAAGACGGUUCCUCCAAUGAUGAGUAA